AUGGCGCCUAACGUUUUCCGGUACUUCUUGGGUUUCUGGGUUCGAGCUCAGGAAGAAGGUCUCGAAUUUCGUCUCAGGGAGUUAAAGCAAUUAUUUGCCAUAAAGCAAAACAACGGCUUCCCUGGCACGAUGAUUCUUGCUCCUCAAGGUGGUCGUGUUAUCAUCGAAGGCCUUCCUAAUAGGGAUGAUCGAUGGAGGGAGAAGUUUUUUGUUUUUAAGAUAAAUCUGGCGUCGGUCGGAGACUUCGAUUUUGAGAGGAUUCCUCGGGAAUGGUCCGACGACAUUGAGCCUUUUGGGUCUGCGCCUAUGUCUCCCGAGCUUCGCGGGUUAAUGGAGACUUUGCGUCGAGGUAGCACUCGCUGGCUCUCCUUUACUCCUGACCGAAUUCAAGCCGGCUACGCUCUCCCACCGGGUGCGAAUCGUGCUACUCCUGUCGCGUUGGUGGCUCCUGUUCGGCCCAAGAGAGGUCGGGCACCAAAAGAAAGAAGGAUGAAGAGGUGUUGCUUGAUCGUCCUGACGAGUCUUCUGAGGCCGGGUCAUCAUAACGAACUAGGAAAGUCCAUCGAGGACGGGCCAGUGUCGGUCGCUAUUCCAUCUGGUGGAGCUCGCAAGGCACCAGAUACUUCGGCGAGUUCUGCUGGUGAUCAAAUUCUUAAUAACGAGGCCGAUUCGUUGUCUCGUCAAUCUCGACAUCGGGUUUUGGAGGAGAUUAACUCUGUGACUUCGGGAUCGUCGAACCCGAGACUUUCUCCGCCGUUGCGUGCUUCUGGUGAAGGUACUUCGCGGGUUAAACCCGGUGUCCUUCCUUCAAGCGUGCUUGAAGCUUUUUCGUGGUCGUUUGCGUAUGACAGCGAGAUCCCCAUCCUUGAGAACCCCGAGUCCCUUGCAACAAUUUGGUGUAAGAUCAGAGCAAAAGGGUGCGAGCUCCCUUCUUUGGAGCACAUGCGAGAGAGCGAUGCCUAUGUUCGGAUGGCAGUCGCAAAUGCCAAGGAAGAGAUCGCGGGUCACCUUCUCACGAUCCAACCGCUUCGGGGUGAGCUGGAUACUGCUCGGGAGGCGGAGAGACAGAGCGAAGUGGAUUUUGAGGAAUUGAGGAAGAAGUUGGCGGCUGCUGAGGCAGAAAAGGUCGUUGCUCAGAGCGACCUUAACUCGAUGGAGGAGAAGUAUAGGCGAGAGAUCGAAGGUCGGAAUAGGAAAGCUCGCAAAGAUCUCCAUCUAGCUGGUAUCUCUCUUGCGAAGGAGUACGAGGGGGUUUUGGCUGUAGUCAGGGGUAAGUUGGAGCAGAAGAAGAAAGAAACAGCCGCGGAUAUUCUUUUGCAAGAGACGCGAGCUCGUAUCGAAGCUUUGACCGAGUAUAGUGAGGGCGGCUUCGAGCUCGAGGCAGAGUUGGAGUGCCUUAAAUACCUGGAGGUUUCGCUCGAUGUUGAUUAUGGUCUUGCUUCGGUGUCAGACCUUUCUCUUGAUCGUCUCGAUCUUCCCGAGAUCUCCGGAGAUUCGGUCAACCAGGAUUGA
This is a messenger RNA of Brassica oleracea var. oleracea, 1512 nucleotides long. RefSeq lists its product as uncharacterized. Bases 1 to 1512 code for a protein of 503 amino acids. Lineage: Eukaryota; Viridiplantae; Streptophyta; Magnoliopsida; Brassicales; Brassicaceae. The transcript has 5 exons. The record is from RefSeq and is a predicted model, not a curated record.